Messenger RNA from Acanthosepion pharaonis, 1329 nucleotides. The record is from the annotation of a GenBank genome assembly. Lineage: Eukaryota; Metazoa; Mollusca; Cephalopoda; Sepiida; Sepiidae.
AUGCUAAGUAGCAACUGGCAUUCGUCUCUCUACGAACUGACGUUACUCGCCGGCAGUCACAUGACUCUUGUGAAUUUCUCUUUUCCAAAGGGGCGUAAUCCAGUUUUUUAUUCAUAUCUAUCUAUCUAUCUAUCUAUCUAUCUAUCUAUCUAUCUAUCUAUCUGCCAUAGUCAGUUCAUAUCUAUCUAUCUAUCUAUCUAUCUAUCUAUCUAUCUAUCUAUCUAUCUAUCCAGUAUAUUCAUAUCAUCUAUCUAUCUAUCUAUCUAUCUAUCUAUCUAUCUAUCUAUCUAUCUAUCUAUCUGCCAUAGUCAUUUCAUAUCAUUCAUCUAUCUAUCUAUCUAUCUAUCUAUCUAUCUAGUAUAUUCAUAUCUAUCUAUCUAUCUAUCUAUCUAUCUAUCUAUCUAUCUAUCUAUCUAUCUGCCAUAUCUGUUUGUAUCAAUCUUAGUUUGUUCAUAUCUAACACUUUAUCUAUCUAUCUCUAUCUCUAUCUAUUUCUCUAUCUACGUUUGUUCAUAUCUAUCUAUCUAUCUAUCUAUCUAUCUAUCUAUCUAUCUAUCUACGUUUGUUCAUAUCUAUCUAUCUAUCUAUCUAUCUAUCUAUCUAUCUAUCUAUCAAUCUAUCUAUCUUAAUCUUGAUUCUAUCUAUCUAUCUAUCUAUCUAUCUAUCUAUCUAUCUAUCUCUCUAUCAGUUUUCACACUCUCUACAUAUCUUUCUAUCUCGGCCUGUUUACAUCUAUCUAUCUAUCUAUCUAUCUAUCUAUCUAUCUAUCUAUCUAUUCCAGUUUUUAAAAUCUUUCUCUUUCACUCUCUCACUGUCACAUAUUUUUUCUUUUUUUUUUAUUCCUUAAAUCUAUUACUUUCUUUCUCGGCCUUUCUUUCUUUCUUUCUUUCUUUCAUUUUUCUAAAACUUUCUGUGUUAUUUUCUUUGUUCAUUUCCUUCUUUGUUUUAUUUGUUCAAUCUUUCUUUCUGUCUUUCUUUCUUUCUGUCAAUAUCUUUUCAUUAUUUUUUCCCUCUUCUCAUUUCUUUCUUGUCUUCUUUGUUUUUCAUUCGUUCAAUUUAUUCUUUCUUUCUUUUUUCUUAACAUUCAUUUCUUUCUUUAUCACUUCCUUCUUUUAUUCUUUGUCCAAUCUUUCUUUCUCUCAAUAUCUUUUCAUUGCCUUUUCUUUUCACAUUUUUUCUUUCUUUCCAUCUUUUUUUUUUAAUUUGCCCAAUCUUUCUUUCAAUAUCUUUUCAUUAAUAUUUUUUUCAUUUCUUUCUUUCUUUCUUUCUUUCUUUCUUUUAUUCGUCCAAUCUUUCCUUCUUUAUUUCUUUAAUCUAAAUUAUCUAUGA